UGCUGAUUGUACAUCCGACGUGGGUUCAGUAGGUCUGUAGGCGAGACAGCCUCUUUCUCGAAAACCUUCGACUUGUUUAAAAAAUGAAGUUUGAUGAGAUAUUGAUAGAGGUGGGUGAGUUCGGGCCCUAUCAGCGCCGGGUGUAUUUCCUGGUGUGUUUAGCAUGUAUCACUUCCGCCGUCCAGACCUUACUUCCGGUGUUUAUCCUGGAAAUGCCGGAAUACAGGUGCAAGAUCCUUACUCUGCCAAACGACACCUACAAGAUACAAAGCCUCUAUCAUGCCUCUCUGGUGAACCAGUCUGUUCCCAUGGAAAUCGCUGACGAAUCAGAGAGCUAUGCCUCAUGUAGCCUGUAUGACGUCACGAACAGUUCUACAACGUCGCAGGGAACAAACCAAUCCCAGAUAACUUGUCAUCGAUGGGUGUACGAUCAAUCGACUUUUACAUCUACAGUAAUAACCCAGUUUGACAUGGUGUGUGACCACGCCUCUUUCCGCUCCCAUCUCAACAUGGUUGGUUUCGGGGGAAUGCUGACAGGGGCUGUCGCCUUUGGGAUCAUCUCAGACAUUGUUGGACGCAAGUUGACUCUCCUGGCCAGUGGUGUCAUCCAGAUGGUGUCCGGCAUCGCUCUAGCUUUCUCUCCAAACUUCAUCGUGUUCGCUGUGUUCCGAUUCUUCACGGGGAUAGCGGCCAUGUCUACAUUCAUGAUUGCCUUUGUUAUAGGACUUGAACUCGUUGGUCCCUCAAAACGAACCAUUGCAGGAAUUGCCAUACAGUUCUUCUGGUGCUUUGGUCUGUUUUUGCUGGCGUUAGUGGCCUACUUCAUCAGAGAGUGGAAAUAUCUCCAGAUCGUCUUGUCCAUCCCUUCGGUGUUCUUUAUAGCAUAUUGGUGGGUUAUACCAGAAUCUCCAAGAUGGCUGCUGUCACGUGGUCGGGUGGAUGAAGCGGAAGUAAUUCUAAAGAAAUUAGCUCGCGUCAAUGGCCGAUCUCUGCCGAAGGACGCCAUAAAGCGCCUGGUGCUCGAGAAGGGCCCACAGAUGAAAAUAUGGCACAUGUUCACCUCUCCCGUCCUCAUUGUGAGGGGAAUUGUCAUAUUCUGUCAGUGGCUUGCUAUCAACAUAAUCUACUACGGCCUCAGUCUGAACGUCAGCAACCUCAGCGGAGACGUCUUCCUCAACUUCACCUUCUCCUCCGCCGUAGAGACAGCUGCUUAUGUCAUGUGCAUUUUUCUCAUGGAGAGGACGGGGAGAAAGAAACUAUACUUUGCUAACAUGAUUCUUGGUGGAGUGGCAUGCAUUGCCACAGUGUUCCCAGUUAUCUAUGGUAACAAGUCACACACGUGGAUCACGGUUACCCUGGCUAUGGUCGGCAAGUUUGGGGCGUCAGCGGCUUUCGCAGUGUUGUAUGUCUUCUCUUGUGAGAUCUUCCCGACGGUCGUGCGUCAGUCUGGCAUCGGGGUGUGUUCUAUAUUUGAAGGCACUGGCGGCAUGGUGGCCCCAUAUAUAGCAGACCUGGGUAUUAUAUUUGGGGGACACUUAGCGGAAGCUCUGCCACUCAUCGUGUUCGGGGUUGUAACUGUUGCUGCGGGGCUGCUGUCGUUAGUACUUCCGGAAACAAAGAACAAGAAGCUACCAGAAACCAUUGAAGAUGCUAUAUUGUUCGGAAGGAACGAAAGGUCAAACACCAACGCCUACGACCCAAUACCAUCAUCAAAUACCAGGGAAAAGGUGGACGAUUCCAGUAUAUAGUGAUGCCAAGCGUUGUAAAAGCGACACCCGCGACGUCAUCUCAAGGUUCAGAUGCAUUGACGGAUCUGACAAGGAUGCAUGCGACCGUAUCAAGAAGAAGUCAUCGGCAUAAUGUUUCAACAAUACUUCAUCCAUCACAGAUCUUCUUUCAUAUCCACGUAUAUUUAAUGAUACAAGCAGGUGCUUUUGCAGAUAUCUAUCAUCAACAAUAAGUAUCUACUGACCAAAGAUUUCAAGAGAAAAUGUUUAUUGUUACACAUAUAAUGUGACGGAUAUUUUACAGGCCAUUAAAUUAGUCUCCAAACGC
This is a messenger RNA of Haliotis rubra (blacklip abalone), 2055 nucleotides long. RefSeq names its product organic cation transporter protein-like. Gene Ontology annotation, biological process: transmembrane transport. NCBI's taxonomy places the organism in Eukaryota, Metazoa, Mollusca, Gastropoda, Lepetellida, Haliotidae. Bases 84 to 1748 code for a protein of 554 amino acids. Gene Ontology annotation, cellular component: membrane. The record is from RefSeq and is a predicted model, not a curated record. The transcript is spliced from 11 exons. Gene Ontology annotation, molecular function: transmembrane transporter activity.